Messenger RNA from Ichthyophthirius multifiliis, 1990 nucleotides. RefSeq lists its product as hypothetical. Gene Ontology annotation, cellular component: mitotic spindle. The record is from RefSeq and is a predicted model, not a curated record. The transcript has 5 exons. Gene Ontology annotation, biological process: mitotic spindle organization; regulation of mitotic cell cycle. Gene Ontology annotation, molecular function: protein binding. NCBI's taxonomy places the organism in Eukaryota, Ciliophora, Oligohymenophorea, Hymenostomatida.
AUGAUUUAACAGUAAAAAAAAAAAAAAAAUAUAAAUAACCAAUAUUUUAAUUAUUAGGACAUAAAUAAGGGAUAAAAUUUUUACAAUUUUCUCCAAAUACAAAUAAAUAUUUAGUAUCAAUAGGUGAAAGUGAAGACAAUGGUUUUUUUGUGUGGGAUUGGUAGAAAAAGUAAAGAAUAACUUUAAAUAAAUUAUCAAAAAUACCUUAUUCGUUAUGUUUUUCACAUGAUGGUGCCCAAAUAGUAACUUGUGGAGAAAAAUACUUAAAGUUUUGGCCUUUUUAGGAAAACGGAGAAAUAAUAAAAUCAAAAGUAUAAGAAAAAGAAGAUGCAUAUAUUUUAGAAGGAAAAAGUGCAUCUUUAGGUUAAAAAUUUAGCGAUAAAACAUUCAUAGAUUGCGUAUUUGAUAAAAAUAAUAAAUAAUUAUAUGUUGUUACUACUGUUGGAUAAUUAUGUAUUUUCGAUGAAAAUAGAAUUUUGGAAAAAUGGAUGGAUUUAAAAGUCAGUUCAAUUUUUUCUAUUACUUUAUUACUUGACUAACCUAAUAUAGUUAAAAAAAAAAAAUAUAAAUUAACAUUAAUAUUUUUUAUAAAUAAUAAAAAAGGAUUAUAUAAUAUGUUCAUGUUCUGAUGGUUUAAUUCGUAUUUUUUAAACGAUAACACUUGAUCAUAUAACUACUUUACCAAAACCUCCUGGUUUAUUAAAUUAUAAUGUGGAAAAAGGAGCUAAUAAAAUAAAGAAUAUUUCCGAUCCAAAAUAAUAUGCGGAUUGUAUUGCUAUUUAAUGCUCGAAAUUAAAUUAUUUUAUGUGUUCUAUUUAUAGUGAUUUAACUGUUUUUAUUUGGGAACUUAAAUAAAUGGAUAAAGUUAAUGUCAAAAGAUCUUUUUUGAACCAUUCCUAAAGUAUUAAUUAAGUUUCCAUUCUUAAUUAAAUUUCUAGCUAAGAAGUAACCUUUUAUUAAACUAUUUCACAAGAUAGUACUGUUAGAGUUUGGCAUUUGAUUAGUGAUGAAACUUAAAAAAAUGCUUAUUCUAAACAUUUAUCUAAAAUUUUAUAUUUUACGGAUGAUUAUACUACUUACAAAAUUAAUAAAAUAUCCCAAAUAUAAAAUUCACAAAAAAACAUUGUUUGUUCUAAAAGUACUGAUUAAGAAAUUAUUUUGUGUAAUGAAAAAGGACAAGCCUAAUUUGUUAAAUUUGAAAACUUUUAAACUUACAAAAUUCUUUAGUUACAUAAUUCUAAAAUUUUUUGUAUUGAUAUUAUAUAAUUCUAAAAUUAUAACUUCUUAUGUACAGCUAGUGAAGAUUAUAUUAUUAUUUAUGAUUUUAUUAAAGAAGAAGUAAUUGAGUAAAUUGAUGAAGAAAACGUAAUAAAUGUAAAAUUCUUUUUAAUCAAUGAAAAUAUAUAUUUAAUCUAUUUGACUUCCUAAAAUAUAUUUUUCAGAAAAUUCUAAAAUAUAUAAUUUAUAAUAAUUAACUAAAUUAGCGGAGAGAACUUUAAAUGCAUUGACUCUAAUUCUCAUUUCUAAUAAUUUUAUGUGGCUUUAGAAAAUAAAAUAAAUUAUUAUGAUGUAGAUAAAGCAGAAUUAAUAAAAUCUUUUGAUUUUAAGGAUGAAGAUAAUAUAAUGUGGAGAUUAAAUAACUUCAAUGGCCUUUAAUAUAAAUAAUACUCAUUUAAUAACAGUUUCGAAUUUAGGAAUAAUUUAUAUUUGGAAAUUAACGUAAGAUUUAAGAAAUAACAUAUAAAGGAAAAUAAAAUAAUUAGGUGUAAUACGUAAGCGUCUAAAAGAUUUUGUAAAUGAAAUAAAUUAAUAAGAAUCUACAAAUAAGUAAGGAAAUGCAACAACUUCUAUUUUAGGUUCUUUAUGGAUAGAAGAAGAAUUAAAAGCUUAUUUGGUAAAACAACCAGAAACAGAAGAAGAAAGUGCUAUAAGGAAUGUAAAUUUGACAGACUUAGUAAAAAACACUAACCUACCUAAAUGGGCCUAGACG